GCUCAAUCCCAACAACACACACGCACACACACACACCACUAUACUAUAUAGGGUGUAGGGUGUAGAAGAUUGAUAGAGCUUUUUACUUUUUUUAAAUAGAGGAUCUAUAUAGGUAUAUAGGAAUCGAACCCAAAAUAAGUAUAUUCUCUUAUAUUGCAUUUAGUAGUAAGUCAAAGCAGUACGCAAAAUAAGGUGGAUUAUUUUAACCACAUGAUUUUAUUACGGUUUGGGACGAAGCCAGGAAGCACAUUUUCGUUUGACUAGCUCACUCCGAAGCGCCGCCCCCGCUUGCAUGACGUCAUGGCUGAGCUCCCCAAUGCGAUUGGUUAGCACGCCUGUCACUCAGCGCUUAGUGCCUGCGAACAGGGAAGAGCGGGUUUAGCUAAGAAAAUUAUAAGGUCAUUUUGAAUUACCGGGAGCUACAGUAAAUCUGCCAUUUCCAAAGAAAAAAAAAAUUAAUAAUAGUAAUAAUAAUAAUAAUAAUGGAGCAGGUGAAACGGCGACGGAUCGCAGCGCGCGCAUGAUUCACCGGAAUUGAUAUUUAAAUAAAAAAAGAAAGGGAAAAAAACCCAGUAUAGAGGUUUGGUUAUAAGCUGAUCAAGGUGGGAAUUGAACAGAAAGGUGGUGCUAAUACAUCGUGACCGACUGCGGAUACACACGAGGCGAGGAUGUUGCGCCUGGCAUGUACCACCGUCCUGCUCUUCGUGCUCAGGCUGGUCCUGACUUUGCCCUGGCUCCAGGUUCUUCCUGCCGUCCUCAUCUUCUUCCUGGGAACCGGAGGAUGGAACUCGCUGCGUGUGUUUAUGAAGACCAUCAGCCGAGACCUGCAUGCGGCCGUGGUGCUGCUGAAAGUGAAGCUGAACGUGAAGCGACACCUGCGCGAGUCUAACACCAUCCCCAAGAUCUUCGCCCAGACGGUACGGAAGUACGGCGACAAGACGGCGCUUAUCUUCGAGGGCACGGGCGAGCGGUGGAGCUUCAGGCAGCUGGACGAGUACUCGAACCGCGUGGCCAACCUGCUGCACGAGCGCGGCUUCAGGGAGGGCGACGUGGUGGCUCUGUUCAUGGAGAACCGCUCGCAGUACGUGGGUCUGUGGCUGGGCAUGGCCAAGAUCGGCAUCGAGGCGGCGCUCAUCAACUUCAACCUGCGUCUGGAGGCCCUGGUGCACUGCGUCAACAUCUCCAACGCCAAAGCCGUGGUGUUCGGCAGCGAGCUGACCAAAGCGAUGUGUGAGGUGCACAGCUCCAUGGGGAAAACCGUAAAGCUCUUCUGUUCUGGUGACUGGGAUCCUGAACGAGUACCUGAAGGAACCGAGUGUUUGGAGCCGCUCCUCCAGGCCACGCCCACACACAAGCCCAGCCACCCACAGCGCGGCUUCACCGAUCGUCUCUUCUACAUUUACACAUCUGGAACAACUGGAAUGCCCAAAGCUGCCAUCGUCGUCCACAGCAGGUAUUACCGUAUGGCUGCUCUGGUGUAUUACGGUUUCAGGAUGCGGUCGGAUGACGUGCUGUACGACUGCCUCCCGCUUUAUCACUCAGCAGGGAACAUCGUGGGCGUCGGUCAGUGUCUGAUCCACGGCAUGACCGUCGUCAUCAAGAGGAAGUUCUCAGCGUCCAAAUUCUGGGAGGAUUGCAUCAAAUACAACUGCACGAUAGUGCAGUAUAUCGGUGAGAUCUGUCGUUAUUUGUUGAAUCAGCCGCUGCGGGAUGUGGAGCAGCGUCACUGUGUGCGCAUGGCGCUGGGUAACGGUCUGCGUCAGUCCAUCUGGGAGGAGUUCAUGCAGCGCUUUAACGUCCCGCAGAUCGCCGAGUUCUACGGAGCCACCGAGUGUAACUGCAGCCUUGGCAACUUCGAUAACAAGACCGGUGCGUGUGGCUUUAACAGCCGUAUCCUGCCCUUCGUCUACCCCAUCCGUCUGGUCAGAGUGGACGAGGAGACCAUGGAGCUCAUCAGAGGACCUGAUGGAGUGUGUAUACCGUGUGGUCCAGGUGAACCGGGUCAGCUGGUGGGCAGAAUCAUCCAGAACGACCCGCUGAGACGCUUCGACGGCUACGUUAACCAGUCCGCCACCAGUAAAAAGAUCGCACAGAACGUCUUCAAGAAAGGGGACAGCGCCUACCUGUCAGGAGACGUGCUGGUGAUGGACGAGUUCGGCUACAUGUACUUCAGAGACCGUACGGGAGACACGUUCCGCUGGAAGGGUGAGAACGUCUCCACUACUGAGGUGGAAGGAACGCUGAGCCGCCUGCUGGAGAUGAAGGACGUGGUGGUGUACGGUGUGGAGGUUCCAGGCGCGGAGGGAAAAGCCGGCAUGGCGGCCAUCGCUGACCCGGACCACGCCACAGACCUGGGGAAGUUCAGCAGGGAGCUGGAGAAGGCGCUGCCCCCCUACGCCCGCCCGGUGUUCCUGCGCUUCCUGCCUGAGGUCAACAAGACCGGAACCUUCAAGUUCCAGAAGACGGAGCUACGCCGUGACGGCUUCGACCCGACCGUGGUGUCCGAUAAGCUCUACUUCCUGGACUGCACUAAAGGAUGCUACGUUGAGCUGGACGCCGAACUCCACCGUAGCAUCGUCUCGGGGAAGCAAAAAGUAUAAAGAAACCACUGCCGACUCCGCCCACUUCCUCAACCUUCCAUCAUCACACCCCUCCCUAGGAACCUUCCAACGCCUCGCCCCUCGUUACCUCAGCAACCGCAGUGAGGGGCAGCAGGAGCAGCUCUCCACCUCCCACCUCACUCACUCAUUCAUCCAUCCGUCCAUCCGUCCGUUCAGACACCCGAAGUGCCCCACCCUCGACCUACCGUGGGCAGGAUGACACACAGACAUCAGUACAAACUCUUUGAGACGCAUUAUAACAGUUUAAGGCACAAGGAGAGAGAGAACACGCCUCCUCGAGCCCGUUCUGCACAACGGCUGCUUGUUAUAAAGCUGAAUCCUGAACGCACCCCAAAACAACAACAACAACAACAACAACAACAAAAACCCUCUCUGCUCAGCGAAGGGACCAAAUCGACACGGAUUCACGCGUCACGUGUCCGUCCACACGCGGCAGAGCAACAGACAGCCAUAAAAGUGACUCGGUGUGCAAAUGCUAUUUAUUUCAGUCUUUACCUGCACCAAAAAAUAUUUAAGUUGUAGAAUAGCGUCUAUUUAUAAAAACGAUUCAUUAAUCGUAUCGUAAACAUCGAACACAUCAUCUGUGUACAGUGUAGGAGCAACCGAUUACUGCGCCUGGCUACUGAUUCAUUCUUCCACACCUGUAGGGGGCGGUGUGUGAAACCGUGUGUGUGUGUGUGUGUGUGUGUGUGUGUGUGUGUGUGUGCGUGUGAACUGAAUGUAUCCACGUGCGGAGACAGCACUGUCAGGUUUUACGUCUGAUAUUUCUACACGGCUUUGUGGGGAGGAUCUGGUGCUCGUAGCCACGCCCCCUCACGCGAGAGAUGAAAAAGAUGAAAGGGAACUCAUUUUAAUACACCUGUAUCUUUUCUUUUUUUUUUUUUUUUUUUAAUCACAGAAGCAUGGCUGAUGAAUAGACGGAGCACUGUGCCUUAACAUGAGCUCAGGCCCUGUCCUAAUCCACCUCACGCUAUCUGGCUCCCUUUCUAGGCUCCCUUUUCCGUAUCUUCCUAUCCAUUUCCUCUAGAUUUUCUUCUUACGAGAUAAACACUCCUCGAUAUCGAUAAUCAGAUGCAUAAUAAUACAGCACGAUAUUUACUAGACAUACAUCCAUACCAUUUUUUUUCCAAGUCAUGGAAUUACAGGGCUGAGAAUUCCGAAGAUUUUGAUGAGGGAACUUUAACUGCAGUUUAUUUCUCAGUUUACGGUUAAUGAACGCAGCAUAACCCUACGUUCACGCUAGCCAUCGACGAGUCAAUCGUGUCGCUCGUGGGCGUGGCCUGUCCGGUGUUUUAUUUACACUAGUAGCUAUAUAUCGCUUCUAAAGCUAAAUUAAAUAACGUGUAAAAUCGGAUCAGUGUGUGAGUUACGUGUUACGCACUAAGCUAACUGCACUAGCUACGUACUAGCUACGUACACUCACGAUCUCUACGACUGACUUCCUUCCAAGCUUCAUUUUUCUUCUUAACAUCUCUAUACACAUUUAAUGAGAGCGCAGAUAUGACAGGAUGAGAUGAAACAACGCACACUUUUUUUUUUUUUCUUUCAAGUUUUUGCGGGAAUUAAUUGCAGGUAGGAACCGAAGUUGUGAGCAGGGAACUGAACAAAUGUCGCAUCACACGCUUUAAGGAUAACGGGACAGUUGUUUGGAUUUACUGCAUAGUAUUGAGAAAAUUUAGACUGAAAUCUCGCUGAAGUCGCAGCUCCAUGUGACGUACGUACGUUUAAAAUGAACGAUCGUCUGACGUUUCGUCAAUCGCUAGUGUGAACGCAGGGUUAGACUGUGACACAUGGUUUAUUUCUGUGUGUGUGUGUGUGUGUGUGUGUGUGUGUGUGUGUGUGUGUGUGUGUGCACGUGACAGCUUGCUGUAGCAUGACUCACUAUUUAACUAGUACAAAGGGAAGAUGAUCAGCCAUGCUAAUGCGAAGCAGGAGGUUGAAUUUAAUCCAGUUUUUAGAAAAACACUCCAGAGUUUAAGAUCAGAACUGAAUGAGGUUUAUAAAUUAAUAAACUUUAUUAAGGUAAACUUUAUAUUAAGGAUAAAGUUUAAAACCAAAAAAAAAAAAACCCAGUGGUUUAUCAUGCACUCUUCUGUCUCAACUGUGGUGUUAAUUUUUAUUUUCAUUUUUCUGUCUUUUUUUGCAUUUAUUUAUUUUUCAGAACACUGAUUUGUUUUUAACUGUCAUGGAUUGAGCAGCUUUAAUCAUGUUUUCUGGUUUAUUUUUUUGUUCUUGGCGUAAGUGUGUGUGCAUGCGUGUGUGUGUGUGUGUGCGUGUGUGUGUGCGGGGUCGGUCCUAUGAAAGCAGAGCGUCGUCAUCGCGCGACUUUGCCGAGGCCUCUCCUGACUUCACAUCAGUUAAAAAGCUUUGUUUUAAUUCCGAUUCACAGUAAUAAGGGGCGGAGUCUGAUCAUAUCUUGAGUGCUGAUUGGCUGAAAUGGAAAUUACGUUCUAACUGUGCUCCGAUGUACAUUUGAAUCUUGGAUCUGAAACGGGUCACGGGACCAAAAUCUGAAUUUGAAUUCUGUACAUCUGAUCCAGGAUUUAAAGCCUUGGACACGAAACUCGACAACAAAAUUUGCCACGCAAUUCCAAGAAGAAGCGUAAUAAUCAUUCAGAUUUAAAAAAAAAUUAAUCCAAAUAUCAAUCCGUUAUCUUUGACUUUGUGUUCAGCAGCAUUUCUCUGUUCAGUCUUUAAUUUCUCCACACACACACACACACACACACACACACACACUUCAGUGUUGGAUUCGGAGCUCGGGUGUGUGGGAAUGAGGAGUUGGAAUCAGAUUGUAGUUCAGUGAUCUGGCCUGUAGGUGGCAGUGUGUGUCCUCACCUGACCAAAUCCUAGUCUUCAUUCCAAAAACACUCAGAGCUGAUUUCUAUUUCUGUUAUGAAAUACAUUUGCGUGCGGGUUACGGCGCGGAGAGGGGGAUUAUGGGUAAACGUGUUGAGCAGAGAGGUUUCUACGCAAUCUUUCGAGUGACUAACAGUGCGGAUCUCACGUGCUGUGCGUGAACCAGCCUUAAGGUGAACUCUGAUUGGUUGGCACGUAGGCGUGUUCGACUGCGUACCCGGAAACGUUUACCUUUCUCCUGCGGGUUUUAUCACUGGUUCAGAGUAAUAGCGUUAAAGUGUAAAUAGUGAAAAUUUCCCAUUUGUUAUCGCAUUUGCUACGUUUAAAAUGCAGUGUGUUAAACAUCUCCUACGUUACAGAUCACGACAGAAACAGAUGAACAACGCUUUCGAAAAAUCUUAAAUCAGAAUGGCCGCUCAAAGCGUCAGCAGUAAACACAGGAGCACGCUUAAAUCUAGAACACCGACUCUACAUCACUCAUCGCAGUUAGCUGGCUAGCUUGUAGCUAACAACAGAAGAGCAUGGAGACGUCCAUGUUUUUAUUAUUAUUGUAACUUGAAAGCACGAAGGUUGAAAAUAACGUAAUUCUGACUUCCGAGGUCCGAUGGAGCAUUUCUACCAGCCGAUUUAAUCCUGCGUAAUCGCACAGUUUACGAUCUUUUUCAUACUCGCAGGAAAGACGUAGCACACAGCGUAGCUCUCAGUUUAAAAAGAAAAAAAUCUAAACCUCCUAUAAUUCUGUGACGGGUACAAAUUGUGAAUUUAAACACUAGUUAACGUGAACUGUUUGAUCCUGCUGAAUACAGACGCUUCAGAAACGCUAAAAAUCGUUUAUAAUCGAUCACGCGACGCUUCUUUUUUUCAUAAAACAAAGUCUCCCGUGUUGUCUUCUAUCAUUCCUACACUGAAACAUGGAAAUCUUUUCGUUUUUGCUCUUUUCCUUGUUCCAGUUUCUGUAAAUUCGGGUUUUAUUCACGUGACACCGCCCCCUAGUGGACACGCUCGGCAUGUACACGUUCCUCGCAGAAGUAUAAAUCGGCUCUGACGUACAGAACGGCAGCUUCAUUUCGUUAUACUUUAAAUCAUUUCUCCGUUCUCUUGAUAAAAUUCGCUUUUUGAAAAUGACUUUUGUGAAUGUGGUGUGUGAAUGCUACUGUAAUACUGUUUUAUAUUUUAUAUAUACACACGUUUUUGUUUGAUUUGUUUUAUUAGCAUUUUUUUUUUUUUUUAAAUUUAAUUUUCCAGAGUGAUGAAGGUCCAAGCAGGAUCACCGACUGAACUCAACUUUUAUUUUGGGUUUGCACGUUAACUGAAGGUGGAGGUCGACAUAAACAAAGUUAUUUUUGGGUCCAAGAAAAAUAAAAACAAGUAAAAAUGCUAUCUGGGGAACAGGAAUGUGGUCACAGAAACCUGGUUUGAAACGAACCAUCAACUGGGUGAGCGUCAUCGUUCUCCUGAACGCCGUCUCCAUGUUUCUCAAUUUUCCGUUCGGUACUCAGGAACAACGUUUUAGUUUCAUAAAAAAGGGAAAAGUGUGUUGGGUUUGUGGCUUGGUUAGUAAACAGUGCACUGUGUGUGUGUGUGUGUGUGUGUGUGUGUGUGUGUGUGUGUGUAGGGGGAGGUGUGUGAGGUGUGCACGUCGCACUGAAGUCCUCUUGUCUCUUACUAGCUGUAUAUCGUGCUUUUCAGAAGAAAAAAACAACAUGGCAUCUGAGAAUCAACAUUAAUAAAAAAUCUGUAAAGUU
Pangasianodon hypophthalmus (striped catfish) is the source of this 7222-nucleotide messenger RNA. RefSeq names its product solute carrier family 27 member 4 (gene slc27a4). Gene Ontology annotation, biological process: response to nutrient; medium-chain fatty acid transport; long-chain fatty acid import into cell. Gene Ontology annotation, cellular component: endoplasmic reticulum membrane; plasma membrane; microvillus. The record is from RefSeq and is a predicted model, not a curated record. Gene Ontology annotation, molecular function: long-chain fatty acid-CoA ligase activity; long-chain fatty acid transmembrane transporter activity. NCBI's taxonomy places the organism in Eukaryota, Metazoa, Chordata, Actinopteri, Siluriformes, Pangasiidae. The transcript has 13 exons. The coding region runs from base 669 to 2600 and encodes 643 amino acids.